This is a messenger RNA of Paramacrobiotus metropolitanus, 1205 nucleotides long. RefSeq lists its product as uncharacterized. The record is from RefSeq and is a predicted model, not a curated record. The transcript is spliced from 4 exons. NCBI's taxonomy places the organism in Eukaryota, Metazoa, Tardigrada, Eutardigrada, Parachela, Macrobiotidae. The coding region runs from base 297 to 902 and encodes 201 amino acids.
AUAUGUAGUGUCGUCCAUCGCCGGGUAGUCUUAGAUUGCAUGUUCAGCUGUUUCCGUGCGCAUAGUACAUACCGAACAUUCGGAAAGGUUUUAGUUAUUGUCAGUUUUCGCUUUUUUACUGUCGUGGUUUUUGUCGUACACAUGCUCCAGUCGAAAUUAAGCAGCCGUUCAAUUUCAUGUUAUUGAAAUACCAGAGUAUUAACAAUAUAACGGGGUUGUCGGCAAGAUAUUAAAUCACCGGUUUUUUUGUCAGUUGCAUAACUUGCAGUGAAUUGUUUAGUCGCCGAAAAUUCGAAAUGCGCACAGAAUACCCAAAUACUGCAUUAGGGAUUACCCUAUUCUAUUUUCUAUGCGUCAGCUUUUCAAUAACAGCGGCGCGUCAGCGAAGUUCCGCAGAAGGAGAUUGCCUAUGGUCACUGGAUCCGUUUCUGGGAGUAUACGAUAUGGACAUGUCAUCCAGAAACAUGAUAGCAGAAUUUUCCGGUGAUAUCUUAGGAGUGCCGUCCGCCGUAGUGGAAGCCGGCGAGCGAAUUGUGUUCAAUAAAACGGACGACGGUGAGAAGUAUCAGCAGUUUGUCAUUCGCAAUGAUUCAGCGUACAAUGUCCAAAUGGUAUUCGUACUGGGGAAGCCGGAUAACGUUCCGCUGCCCAAAGGAUGGUUCCUGCAGUAUAACUACACCAUGCCUACGGAAACCAGUUUACUCGCUACUUUCUCCUUUUUCAUGGGCACCUACACCGCGGAAUUCGAAAUUUCUUUAACGUUUAAACCGAAUGCAAGUGGAUUUCACGAUGAAGUGCGAGUUUUGAAUCCAAAGCAGUUCACGGGGACCGCCGAAUUCUAUCGUGUAGGCGACGAUCAAAAAGAGAUGGAAGCAGCAAAACCAAUAAAGACCGAAUUGUAACCCCUCGAACAAUCGUCAGAGGGCAGAAAAGUGUGGAUACCUCCUUUUGUCAAUCUUCGACUUCGCGCAUGACAGAUUUUUAAUUCUAUCAGUGACUGCAAAACUGACUGUGAAACCCGAAAAAUGGAAUCCCUCCUGUUUAUUUACGCAGCGCCUACGAUACUAAUAGAAAUAUCACAUUUGCCACAUUUUAUUUUCAUUCACAUCUUUCGAAGCUUAAAAGAUCAUAAACUAUAACUAUAAAAAAAAUCCGAAGUCCACAAACUUUACAGGAUAUUACACUCAAUCUAUCACAAUAGGCGA